Messenger RNA from Hydatigera taeniaeformis, 9066 nucleotides. NCBI's taxonomy places the organism in Eukaryota, Metazoa, Platyhelminthes, Cestoda, Cyclophyllidea, Taeniidae. The record is from the annotation of a GenBank genome assembly.
AUGAGUCGCUCGGAACGACCUGGUAAACGGUUGAAAUGCUUUGCAUCAGUAGAGAUGUUUGAUAUGAGCGAAAUUCUUCAGAAAAUCCUUACUAAAUAUUCACCUAAUGAUGAACGCAAGUCGGCUGUAUGUGGGAAAAGUUUGUCAACGAUGGAUAAGAGAGCCCUUUUUGAUCUUAAAGUAUUUGUUAAAAAGUAUUUGAAAAGGAAUAAAAAGACAGUGGAGGUUAAUGAAGAGCUUUCCAAAGACCUUUAUGAUGGAGUUAACUUUAAUAUUUUGAGGUCAUCCCUGAAAAUAAGUCAGUUUUACGAAACGAAGCUGCUAAGAUCUCAAGAUUUUAUGGAAAAACACAUAUCUGCAGUCUGCGGGGCGUGUGUGAGGAGAGUGGUUUCUGUAUCCUCUGACGACAAUCCUGUGAACGAAGUCACAAACCUUCCCUCGUUCUCAGCGAGGGAUCAUGAAGUGGCAUUUCUUAAGAGAGAACCAAUCCAUACGGACUUAUACUGCCGAUACUGUGGAUCCGCACUCAGCAGCGGGAGUUCGGCUUGUGAGGCGUGCAGACGUUUUCUAAAUGAAGUGUGUUCUGGCCUCGAUCGUCUUGAAGAUGCUGUUUGUAUUCGAAUUCCGACCUGUCGCGUUUCCGAUCCUUUGCCACAGAAUCAUACGGGCCCUCAGUCAAUUCCUUCAACUUGGUGCAUGGCUUGCAAGAUUUUUCACUACGUUAGUUUAGGGUUUAGGCCAAAUAUAAGUCAGAAACGUAACCCAAACAACGGCGUUAUUCUACAAUAUCUUACAAGCACUCGCCUUAGUCAACCCAGUCUCACAUGUUGGGCUCGCUGUAGAAGAUGUAUUGAAUAUUUUGCUCGUAAAUUAAGUUCACCGUGUGCUGUUCAAGACUGUGGCGAAGGCGAUGCUGCAGAGUUGGCGGGCUUCCUCGAUCGGCUGUGGUGUCGUGUCCUUCUUGGAACUGAAUUUCCGAAGUUAAAUAAAGUUACAUUUCUGCCAAAGGCGGGUGAUGGAGAAAAUGAGGUGCAUCUUGGUGAUUCACUACGAAGUCCUCAUACAUCGCCGGUGCUUCACGAGAGUGAGGUCCCCGAAAAGCAGUCCUGUAGUCUUUGUUCCAAGGCACAUUCCGAUGUGUUUGUAAUCACGCUGGGUCCGGGUAGCACCCUUAAGAAGCCGGAGGUGAGAGCCUGUGGUGCCUGUGUUCUGAGGUGUCGUACCGCGGCAAUUCGAGUGGCUGAGCUGUUCCCUGACACUGGGUGCGAUGCAUUGUUCAAAUGGUAUAGCACGUUCACUGAAGGCCUUUCCACCUCACGUCUAUGCGAGUGUUCCACUGUUAAUACUAAAUGCGAUUUUUGUUAUCUUGCGGAGUGCAUAAUGUUGUUUUGCGUUCAAUUGAAGUCGAAAAUAUUUUCGGGAAACAAUACGAAUGAUGAGCAGAUGGGAGGUAAAUUACUAGCCCUCGGUUCUCCUCUCUUUUUUGCCUGUUGUCGACCGCUUCCCGAACGUAUGUCAAAAGAUGUGGAACUUUACUCGAGAUUCAUCAAAGAAGGUUCGGAAGGAACUAAAGGGGCAUUUUGCGUAUUAUGCCAUUCAACAUUGCCUACUCUUUUUCGGCUGGCGAACAAUACAGUCGUUUGCCAGGACUGUGUUCUCGGUUACAAGGCAUUGCUUGCUCUGCUGUCGAAAGGGAAAAAGAAGUCAUCAUCAGACUUGGCCUUGUUGACGAGAUUUAUGGGUCUACCCUGUCACCCUAACAUCAAUCACACGGCCGGACAAGUUCCUUUGUGGGCAGUCUGUUUACCUUGUCACGCACGCAGAUGCCUACGGUUACUGCAUCCCCUUGAACCCUGUCUCGAUCUGCCUCAGUGGCUCAAACAUCGAGCUCGCCUCGUAUUUUACCAUCCUUCUCCCAACAAGGGUGUUGGUCUCUGUGAUCUCGAUCCAACAAUUUCGGUUUUGAAGAAAAGGCGCAAAGGAUUGAAGUACUACUACGUCACAAAGGCUUCUUUGAAUGUGGGAAAAUUGUUGGAAAUGGUGGAAAUGCUUCCGGUUCCGGAUGCGCUGGUUUUCCCUGAUCCUGAUGAUGAUGAGAAUUCCUUUAUCAAUAGUAGCACCUCUUCUUGUGCCUCGUCCUCUAUUCGUGUUUUGUCCGAGCUAGAUUCUGACCAGGAACAAAUUCAGUCGCUGUUCGAUACUCAUCUCAUCCCGUUUCAGGCUUCGAAACCGCUAGCGACAGAAAAGCAUUCAGCAGAGGCUGAAACUUUGCCUAACACGUUGCAGACUUCUCUUCGAGAUCGUCGAAGCCGUCGACUCACAGCAAAGUAUGCAGAGGCACUGGAGGAGCAGAUGCGACGGCGUCGGCAGAGAGAAAAUGACACCAGUACUAUGGGUUUUUCUACUGUAACUGCUUCAAUGGGGGAAGAAGAUGAAGAAAAUCUAAAUCGCUUAGAAGAGAAGCGACCUCAGGUGGAACGAGAUCCACAACUUGUCAAAUCACUCAAGAGAUCAAGGCCGGGUAGUUCACCAGACAACAUUGUCGAAGGUAAACGGAAGCCAAAAGCCAACCUGAGACUGCAGACUGAUUAUGCAACGUUAGGUCCGCAGGGAAAAUGGGAGAGUAGGAGCAGAGUUCAUUCGCAGUUGGAAGACCCUCUGAGCGACAUUUCAUCGUCCUCAAUCUCUGUAAGUGGAUCUAACCGCCGGCAACGACGACGCCCUCAACCGACUGCACAACGGAAUCGGGGGGGCCCGCGUGUUAAAGCGGUUGAUCGAAAUACUCCUUUGGGCAUUCAGUGCAGUAAUCCUAUGUUGGUCAUGAAGCAUGCAGCCAAACUGGCGGCUGUUGGAGCCCAAACUCAGGACGGCACUAGUCCUCUUAUGGCGGCCUCCGCAGCCACUGCCGAGGCUUAUUUCUCCGAUGGCAGCUCUGCAGACGGCAACAAUCGUUUAAGGCCUGAUUGUGGGAAUUGUGCCGCCUGUAGAGGCAUGGUCGCACCUUGUGGACGAUGCCACAGUUGCCGUUUACUAACGUUUGCAGCUAUGGUUUUCUUCCCAAAGGUCAAAGUUCCAGCGAAUUUCUCGACUCGCUCUUAUCAACAAGCUCAGAAAGCCAUGAAACACGCACCUCCACCUCCUGGACCAGCACCUCAGCCUUCGCUCCUCGAGACUGUUCCCGGUCUGCAGGAACAGCUCAUGAACGGCUCUUCAUCUAGUAGUCGAACAAGACCGACCCAGUCUUUUCACGGUCCACUGCCGCCGGCCUCAAUGGACUCUUUGUCUUCGGCAAUACUUCGCACAGAGUCUACUGCUUCGGCAUCUACCAACAAGCUCGAGGUUUUUGCUGACGCUCCCAUACGCUCACUUCGUGGUGGCGAUCUCGGUAUGCAUUUUGCACCUAAAGACUCCUACAAUGAAGAGCCUUCAAGUCACGCGAUAGCGCCUGUUGAAGGCGAGGUUAUUGACGGGGACAUUGCCUAUCGCGGUGGCUUUCCUGUUGUCACUUCUUCGGUGUCGGCCCCACUGAAGGCGAUUUGCUACUUGUGUGGUUCUGCUGGCGUUUAUUUGCGAACCUGUGUAUCGUGCGCGGAGCCAUUUCACUCCUUCUGCGAUAGGCAUCAGUCACUUUCAAAGGACAAGAAUUCUUUCCUCUGCUGCAACUGUAUUAAUUGUGACGUUUGCGGCCAAAAUGCUGUGGAACUUCGUUGUUCAGAAUGCUUAUGUGGCUUUCAUCCAGGCUGUCUACCGUACUAUGCCCCUGCUCAGGUCAAAGUGAAGGGAAAGUGGGUGUGUCCAAACUGUACAAAGUGUGUACACUGUUUGGUGAGCCCGAGAGAUCGAGAGAUAGCCAUGUGCCGCAUGGGCAACGAAGACGCGGACAUCGUACCGUGGUCGCGUGAUCCAGCUAAGUGCGCGGCGUGUGCGGUUGCAGAGGCGAAGCGUCACGUCUGUCCGCAGUGCAACCGAACCUACCUCGAGGAAACUGUGGAAAUGAUCGAGUGCGACUCUUGCCAUCGCUGGCUACAUAGGGCCUGUGCGAAGCUCAGCUAUGAUCAAUAUGAAUUAAUUGCGAGGGCUCCUCCAAAUCAGCUACGUUCCUUCACCGUCUACUGUUCUUCUUGCAAACAAAGUCUUGCUACCCAUUCCGCCAAAGCUCGCCAAGUCGACGACGACGAUAAACUUCGUCAUAUUACCAGAGAAUCCCUCACAAAGCGUAUGAACGCUCUCAUUGAGAGUUGCAAGGCCUCUUAUGAACCAACUCCAGGUCCAUCUACGCACCCCUCAUCUGCGUCACCUGGACCACCUGAUCCCAAAAGUGUUGACCAUAAUGUAAUGUCGUCUUGGGACUGCGCCGGUGCUGAUCCUCACCUUCCCCAAGUAGACGGUCUUAAUGACUCUCCCACUGAGAGUACAUUAAGUUCGUGUGCACCGACUCUCUCCGCAGGCUCCGCUGCCUUUAACCCCAAGAGUCCCUCAAAAUCAAUUAGGAGGGGUACCCGUGGAGCUCCCCCAUCCUCAUGGCUAAUUCAUUCAGAAUUGCAGCCACCACCAAUGUACGCCGGGUGGCUAGUGGAGCGUUUGAAUACGAAACAUUGGAUAACUCCUAAAAAUCUGUCGUACCUGCUGCUGGCAAGACUGAUUGCCAAGAUUGACAGGACUUCAGUUGCCUCACAUGACUACCUUCAGCUCAGAAGACUUCUCUCCUGGCUUGCAAACUCCAUUGAGACCCUUUUUCCGUGGCUAGAGGCUUCUUGCACUACUAAAGAGGUUCGAGCUCUCCUUCGGCAAGGCCAGGGUUCCCUCACAUCUGUUGCAGAUUUUUUGUUCUCUGUCGCUGAACUGGAACUUUACGAAUUAGCUUGCCCAUAUGUCGUAGGCAUCAUUGGCAAGACACGCACACGUCUUGUCUUUCAAUCCUACCAACUAGGUGCACCUCGAACAUUGGGCUUCUAUCGGGAGUGCAUUGAACAGGUCCAUGAGCAUCUCGUCACUCAUCAUAGCAACUUCGAAAACUGCAGUCGUCGGUUUGAGGACGCACAGGAUGUUUUUAUUAAGCAGAGAGAGCUGAAUGCUCACUGCUGUGAUCCAAAAACUUUACUAGAAUCAGCUCCAGAGUCAUUCGGGGAACCUGAUGGAGAUAUUGCGAUUGCUAACUUCCAAAAGGAGCUGUUUUUCAAAUGGCAGCGUCUGCUCCAUCAUCCUAAUCGCAGGUCAAUACUGAAGUCACUAGAGGAAGAUGAUAUGGUUUACUACUUCGGUUUAAAACACAAUUGGCAAGCUCUGAUUGAGGAAUACGCCGAUCAGAUGGUUCCGCUGCCUCUACGGUCAGCUGUUGACCUCGAUGACAGCGACCCAGACGCUUCAGACAAUCACGAGUUCAAAGCACUUCCAAUGGAGACCAUUGGUAGAGAAGAAAAGCUGCUGUUUGACUCCUCCAGCGAGCCGAGGAGGUGUCUUCUGUGCGCACGAAACACGGAUAGUAGCAUUGAAGAUCGUUUAAUUUACAUCGGUUCCGACACGUGGAUUCAUGUAAACUGCGCUCUCUGGAGCAAGGAGGUUUUCGAGGAGGAUUCGGGUCAAUUGACUGGUCUUUCUGCUGCAUUGCGUCGUGGCGGGCGCACACGAUGCCUAGACUGCAAUAAUUUGGGUGCAACGGUAACAUGCUCAAACGCCGAGUCUUGUGGCGUCGUGGUGCACUUCUCCUGUGCCAUGCGUCGUCGAAGACCCAUUUCUAGCAGACCCAUUUUCACCGCUGACAGGUCCUUCUUCUGCUCACCUGAGUGUUAUGCCGAAGCAAAAAGGGUGCGUCUCAUUGAGGCCGUUCGCCAUUUGCGCCUCAAGAAGUUAAGGCGCCUCUACGUAAACGGGGAGGUGGGCGCGUGGGAGGAAGAGGAGGCUAUUAACAAUGAUUCUAGAGACGUGGCUUCUCUAGUCGCUGCCAAUGAGAUAACUAAGGAUGAGGUCGAAAACAUCAAGGUCCAAAUUGAUUGUGAUUUAGAGAGUCCGGAAUUGAGAGAAAUGCUUGUUUGUCGUCGCGUAUUUGUACCAUCCGACUGUUUCAUCGCUUCGAUGAGGGGUGACGGUUCCAGUGAUGGGAGUGAAGAGACAGACGUCGGUGACAGUGAUAAUGACGGCAACGGUGCCCUCCGCGCGGAGAACUGCCCACACCAGCCUGUUCUUGCUCUUGCCAUCUCACCCAAUACCCUUGAUUUUGCUUCUCACAAACUUCCCGCCUCUGCAUUCGUUGUCACUAUCGGUGCCCUGCGCAUCGAUAGAUUAGGCCACAUUGGUGAGGCCUCCGACUCUCUCUGUCGUCGGGGCGAUCGUGAGAAACCGGGGUAUCUAUGUCCCAUCGGAUAUCGAGCACGGCGCUUCUUUUGGAGUAGCACCAUUCCAAAUGCUCUUGAACCUUACACAUUAAGUGUGAGUCAGAUACAUGUACCACCAACUCCAAGGUCGCAGCUGAAUUUUGCCGAAAAACCCCACGCGUGCUACAAUAAUGAGACUCUCUUGCCACGGCACCAGAAAAAUGACCUCUCUGCUGCGAAUCAAAGCAAUAUUGACAAGUCUGUCACAACUUCAUCUGGAAGGAUCAUUCCCACCUUAUGCAGCUCGCGAAUUCUUACCUCCUCCGCUUUUGACCCACAUCCAAAUAAUCCAGUGGGGCUUCCCUCAAUUCGUUUCACUUACUCCCUUUCUUCCCAGGGCAAAUCUCUCAUCAUUCCUACAAAGUCAUCUUUUUCUUCGCCGAAAUUUGCUAAUACCGUUCCUUCUCAAAAAGCCUCCGCUCCGCGCAUUGUCAGCGCAAUUUCCGUUCCGAAGUUAACAACACAGUCGCGUCUUACUGGUUCUACUUCAAGACCCCUUCCUGUGUAUUCUAUCUCUUCGGCCGUCAAGAGCGGUGUGGUUACCCAAGUCACUCCAGUGCGGUCAUCAUCUAUUCGAAUAAUUGAAAAAAGAACUUCUCAAGCCGAUAUAAAUCAACCAAUCGCUGGUGAGAGCAAGCGGCCGGUUGUUCUACGUGUGUCGGGUGGACCAAUGCUUGUGGGCUCUAAAACUCCACAUCUCUCGCACCAUUCCGUGGUCGUUCGUCAACCGGAACGUCCGGCUACUGCGUCACUUGCUGCUCCCCCUAUCAUCCCUCUCACACAAACUGUCCGCAUGACUAGGCUUGCGGUGCCAUCCUCCACUCCUGUUGUCGCUCGAAUCUUACCUCCGAUCUCUGGUGAAACUUCUCAAACUCCUACAUCCAAGCUGAGCGAUGCACAGCUUGCCUCACAACUGGAUGGCAUUUUUAAUAAUAUUCGACCACCUGGGAAGCCGACAACUUCCCGACCUUCAAUAGAUAUUUCGCAAUCCGAAUCAGAAGUCCCAUCUUCCCCUCACCAAGACAUACUUCGGGUACCCCAGAUUAGUCAACUCGAUGGUAUAAACGAUAUGAUUGAUUUCGGCACUUACCCAUCACGUGGAAAUAAUGUCGCCAUUGAUGGGAGAUCAAAGAGGAGGUGGAUGGUCGAGCGGGAAAAUCGUCUUGCACUCAACUUAAGCGUACUUAAAGCCAGACAGGCGGUCAACGAUCGCUUUUAUCAGAAGGAGGCAGCCCUUUAUGUUAAGUCGUUUCGGCUUCAGUUCUCCACCAGUCUGAUAGAUUCAUUUCUACCCAGUCCAUCGUCCGCUUGGCGUGAGGUCGUCAAUGCAGUGCUUAAAUUGCGGAAGGAAAAUGCCAUCCCUCACCCAAUUUCUCAACGACCAAACGGAUGGGCACAAUUUGGAUUAAGUCAUCGGCACGUUAUUUUUCUUUUGGAACAACUUCCUGGUGCCCACGCUUGCUUCCGGUAUCGAUUUCGAUACCACCGAUAUCGGAUUAAUCAAAUUCGGGAAAGAUACAAACCACCCGUCCCAGUUCACGAGGGUGCAGCCCGCUUGAUGGCCUACUCGAAGUUGAAGGCUGUGACGGUUCGGAAACAGGCACGUGAUCCUCUUGACUUCCUCUUGUGUGAGGCGAAUCGAGCGCCACAAUCUUGUUUGCCCCUCGAUUGGCCCUCAGAGACCGCAGAGGGGCCUGAACGCACCACCGCUCCCUCCUCGUCAUGUAUCGACGCUGCUCGCCGGGCCGCCUCUAUUGUUGCAACCUCUCUAAACCUCUCACCACGCUUUCACGCGCGGACUGUCGAGGCGGCUGUUGCUGAGGCCACAGCAGACAUCGUGGAGGAGGCGGAAGAUGCUGCCGUUGCUGCUGCUGGUCGGUCUCGCAAUCAACUCUCCCUAACAUACCAGCUACGAAAUCUGGUGUCGAACCGUGAGGCUCGUUUGAGGCGUGUGGCGGUGUACCCAUCGCGGAUUCAUAAACGUGGUCUCUUCGCUCUGUGUUCCUUCCGCCCCGAGGAACUGAUUUGCGAAUACACUGGCGAGCUGAUCCGCAACAUCAUUUGCGAGCGUCGAGAAGCUGAAUACCAGGCUAGCGGUGUUGACUGCUACUUCUUCCGCAUUGAUAACGAUUGGGUCAUUGACGCCACAUACGCCGGCAAUUACGCUCGAUUCAUCAACCAUUCCUGUCAGCCAAAUUGCGACGCCAAGACCAUAACUAUGGGGGACUCCAGCCACAUUGUCAUCAUUGCCAAACGGAGAAUUCUUCCUGGCGAAGAACUCACCUAUGACUAUCGGUUUCCAAAGGAAACGGAAAAGUUGUUGUGCAAUUCAAUGAAAGAUCCUAAACCAACAGGCGUACCACAGCCGUACGACAUGUUGGUUCAUCCGAUGAAGAGGAAGAAGACGCGAACGGUGUUCUCAAGAAGUCAAGUUCUUCAGCUGGAGGCAACCUUUGAGACGAAGCGGUAUCUCUCCAGCGUAGAGCGCGUCUCACUGGCUCAGACCCUCCACCUGACUGAGACACAGGUGAAGAUUUGGUUCCAGAAUAGGCGCAACAAGUGGAAGCGCCAAAUUGCCUCUAGAGGGCAUUGGAGCCUCCAGGCCUCCUCUUUUCCAAUCGUGAAUCCUCCACUUCAUUCAUUCAACUACUCUUCACCCCAUGACAUUUCUCAUGAAAGCCUUUCCUUUUCCUGA